CUCAAGCCAAACCCAAGGAAUGGAGUGAAGACCGAGCCGGCGGCCACUAAAGACCCGACCACCUCGGAUGACCGCCACGAGCCUCUCUCUCUCUCUCUCUCUCUCUCUCUCGACAGAACACAACUCACUCGACACAACAACUCCAACUCACUCCCCAGUAGAUAUUUCUCCGCUCUCACUUCCUCUUCCUCCUCCUGCAAAACCCUAGCCCUCGAUCUCACCUUCCCCCCCAACUUCCUCUCCCUCUCCCUCUAUCUAAUCCCUCUCGCUCCCUCUCUGCCUCCGUUUCACUGGAUCGCGUCCCCGAUCGAGCUCUCUCGUUCGCCGCCGCGCCGUGUCUUUGUUUUCUCCGCCGGGAGCUGAGGAUCCGCCUGUCGCCUCCUUUUUGUUGUGAAUUAUCGGGUUUUAAAAGGGUCCGACAAGGCUGGCGGGCCAACGGGCCAGAUAAAUGGCGGAUCCGCCGUGCAUCCGCCGGUAUAGAGCAGCCUCUUCUUCCGCUCCCGAGUAUACAGAGCUACGCAGCUGUGACGAUUUCAAGAAGUGAAGUAUGCUGAGCGUGCUCCGCGUGCACCUGCCCUCGGACAUACCAAUUGUAGGCUGUGAGCUGACGCCGUACGUUCUCUUGCGUCGCCCCGACAAGUCCCUCACCAGCGACGAUGUACCCGAGUCUGCCCCCCUUGACGGGCACUUCUUGAGAUACAAGUGGUAUAGGAUACAGAGCGAUAGGAAAGUUGCCGUUUGUAGCGUACACCCGACUGAGCAAGCCACGUUGCAGUGCUUAGGUUGUCUGAAGGCGAAAAUCCCUGUGGCCAAGAGCUAUCACUGUUCUCCUAAGUGUUUCUCUGACGCGUGGCAACACCAUCGGAUCCUUCAUGAUCGAGCUGCUAGUGCCGUGAAUGAAAAUGGAAACGAGGAUGAGGAGUUAUAUGGACGGUUCAACAGCUCCGGUUCUGGAGUCUCAAACACUAGUUUGUCAGGUUCUCUAUCUGGUCCUGGUUUGUCAAAUGGUUCAGCACCUUUAUACCCAGGACCCGCAGCUACACAAAGGAGUGGGGGCGAGACUUGGUUUGAAGUUGGGCGCUCGAAAACUUACACACCAACCGCUGAAGAUAUCGGCCAUGCUCUUAAGUUUGAGUGCGUGGUAGUUGAUUCAGAGACGAAGCUUCCCGUUGGGCAAGCAAAUACUGUACUAACUUCCCGGGUCAUUCCAGCUCCUUCGCCCACUCCUCGUCGAUUGAUUCCAGUGAGCGGAGUGGAUCUAACAGGGCAUUUAGAUUCAGAAGCCCGCGUUUCCUCUGGUACAUUUACUGUUCUCUCGUACAACAUCUUAGCUGAUAUGCAUGCUUCAAGUGAGUUGUACAGCUAUUGCCCUUCGUGGGCUCUUUCCUGGCCUUAUCGGAAGCAGAAUCUUCUGCGGGAAAUUGUCGGUUACCGUGCAGAUAUUAUUUGUCUUCAAGAGGUUCAAAGUGAUCAUUUUGAGGAAUUUUUUGCACCCGAGCUGGACAAACAUGGUUAUGAAGCAUUAUUCAAGAGAAGAACUAAUGAGGUUUAUGCUGGGAAUAUGAGUAUAAUAGAUGGGUGUGCAACAUUCUUUCGCCGAGACAGAUUUUCCCAUGUGAAGAAAUAUGAGGUUGAAUUUAACAAGGCUGCUCAGUCAUUGACAGAUGCCUUACUCCCUAGUAACCAGAAGAAAACUGCUCUAAACCGAUUGGUUAAGGAUAAUGUUGCUCUUAUAGCUGUUCUUGAAGCAAAAUUUGGAGGAGACAUUCCUGGACGGCGACAGCUUCUUUCUGUGGCUAAUACUCAUGUUAACGUGCCUCAUGAUCUCAAAGACGUCAAAUUGUGGCAGGUCCACACUCUUUUGAAAGGACUAGAAAAAAUAGCUGCCAGUGCCGACAUUCCAAUGCUGGUCUGUGGAGAUUUCAGCUCACUUCCAGGAAGUGCGCCUCAUUCUCUCCUUGCCAUGGGAAAGGUGGACCCAUCUCAUCCCGACUUAAUGGUCGACCCUCUAGGAAUCCUGCGUCCUCCUGGAAAAUUAAAUCAUCAACUGCCCCUGGUCAGCGCGUACUCCUCCUUUGCAAGGAUGAAUGCAGCUCCUGGCUUGGAAAAGCAGAGGAGGAGAAUGGAUACUUCGACAAAUGAGCCCUUGUUCACUAACUGUACUCGAGAUUUUAUCGGCACCCUGGAUUACAUAUUUUACUCAGCGGACUCAUUAACUGUGGAGGGUCUGCUGGAGCUCUUGGAUGAGGAUAGCUUGAGGAAAGACACUGCGCUUCCUUCUCCGGAGUGGUCCUCCGAUCACAUAGCACUUCUAGCCGAAUUCCGCUGCAAGACUUCGAGACCCCGACGAUGACCCCUGUUCUGCUAGCAAGUUUUUCCCCGAAGAAACACAUAUUAAGAGGAAUCGGAGAUAGGGAUGAGCUGCCGAUCCAUGGAUAGAGGAGUGGAAGACUUGCUGUGAUUUGCUCUGUAUCAUUGCAUAUAGAAAUCAUGAUUGAAAGCCCAUAUUGCAAAGCCCCCCUUUCUUACUUUUUUUGUUUUUCAGUUUCGUCUUAGGAAUUGGUCCUUUUGAAUUUUCAGUGCCGCAAUCAAAUACAAGUCCGUCAAUUGGCCGUAGCCUGUAGUCAUCUAACUCCUUGUCAAAAGAAAUUUCCAAUACAUGCUAUCGCCCUUUCCGACAACAUCGGGAACUUUAUAUCUUCA
Molecule: messenger RNA, 2703 nt
Organism: Punica granatum (pomegranate)
Lineage: Eukaryota; Viridiplantae; Streptophyta; Magnoliopsida; Myrtales; Lythraceae
Source: RefSeq, a predicted model, not a curated record